GCGCGCCCCCUGUCGGCGCCCUCUCCAAGUCUCCGCAGCAGGAAUGAGAGCAGAGCGACUCUCUCCAGCAAACCUCACCAAAUCAGCCGCGGCGAAUGGGUAUUGACAGCUUUUGCAGCCCUGACGGCUCUGACCCCUUCUGGGAUUGGAACCGCACAUGGCACACGCACAACCCAGACCUGACCCAGUGUUUUCAGAACACUGUGCUGGUCUGGAUCCCCUGCCUCUACCUCUGGCUGUUUGCUCCGUUCUACUUCUUUUACCUCAAAAGCCAUGAUCGUGGGUACAUAUGUAUGACCCACCUCAACAAAGCCAAAACAGUUACUGGGUUUCUGCUAUGGAUUGUCUGCUGGGCAGAUGUUUUUUACUCUUUCUGGGAAAGAGGCCGCGGAGUCGCGAGCGCACCCGUUUACCUAGUCAGCCCCACAAUGCUUGGCAUUACCAUGUUGCUGGCUACGCUGUUGAUCCAGUAUGAGCGGAUGAAGGGGGUCCAGUCCUCUGGGAUAAUGCUCAAUUUUUGGCUGGUUGCUAUGGUCUGUGCUACAGUUACCUUUCGAUCCAAAAUCCUGCAGGCGGUUAAUGAGCCGGCCACAGUAAAUGUAUUCAGAUACACCACCUUCUACAUCUACUACGCCCUGCUGCUGAUCUCGCUAAUCCUGUCCUGCCUCUCAGACCAGCCUCCUCUGUUCUCUCAGGCAGUCAAGGACUCGAAUCCGUGUCCAGAGGCUGGAGCUUGUUUUCUCUCCAAGAUCAGCUUCUGGUGGAUCACAGGGAUGAUGGUGCAGGGCUACAAAAGGCCACUGGAAGAGAAAGAUUUGUGGUCACUAAAUGAGGAGGACCGCUCUCAGGCAGUGGUGCCACAGCUGGCGCGGUGCUGGGACCAUGAAUGCAGCAAGGUCAAAAGGCCACAUGAAAAAACCAUGUAUUCUCCCAAACGGUCGGCAAUGGCUGAGAAGAAGGACGGGCUGCCGAUAGAGGAGUCUGAGAUUCUGAUCAUGAAAACGCCUCAGAAGAGCGGCAGUCCCUCUCUGUUCAUCGCACUCUGCAGGACGUUCGGCCCGUACUUCCUCGUCAGCUCCUUCUACAAGAUCAUCCACGACAUCCUGAUGUUCGUAGGACCAGAAAUCCUCAGGCUGCUGAUCCAGUUCGUGAACGAGUCCAGCGCCCCCUCCUGGCACGGCUACUUCUACACCGCUCUGCUGUUUGUGUGCACCUGCGUUCAGACGCUCAUCCUGCAGAAAUAUUUCCACGUGUGCUUUGUGACGGGGAUGAGGCUCCGCACGGCCAUCAUAGGAGCGGUCUACAGGAAGGCGCUGGUUAUCACAAACGCGGCCCGCCGCACCUCCACAGUGGGAGAGAUAGUCAACCUGAUGUCAGUGGACGCUCAGCGCUUUAUGGACCUCAUCACUUACAUCAACAUGAUCUGGUCUGCUCCACUUCAGGUCAUCCUGGCGCUCUACUUCCUCUGGCAGAAUCUAGGUCCAUCUGUUCUGGCUGGAGUUGCUGUGAUGGUGCUGAUGGUUCCAGUGAAUGCAGUUAUAGCCAUGAAAACCAAAACCUACCAGGUGGCUCAGAUGAAGAGCAAAGACAACAGGAUAAAGCUGAUGAACGAGGUUCUGAACGGCAUUAAGGUGCUGAAGCUGUACGCGUGGGAACUGGCUUUCAAAGAUAAAGUAUCUGCCAUCAGGGAGAGCGAACUGCGCGUGCUGAAGAAAGCAGCUUACCUGGGCGCCGUCUCCACCUUCACCUGGGUCUGCGCUCCAUUCCUGGUGGCGCUCUCCACAUUCGCAGUGUAUGUGCUGGUGGACGAGCACAAUGUUCUGGACGCUCAGAAAGCCUUCGUGUCGCUGGCUCUUUUCAACAUUCUGCGCUUUCCUCUCAACAUGCUGCCCAUGGUCAUCAGCAGCAUGGUGCAGGCCAGCGUGUCUAUGAAGCGUCUGCGUGUGUUUCUGUCUCAUGAGGAGUUGGAUGAGGACAGUGUUGAUCGCAAAGCUAUUACUGGCUCUCCAGACAGCAUCAGGAUUGUGGAUGGUGCUUUCAGCUGGUCUAAAGACGACCCCCCGACUUUGAAGAGGAUUAACGUGCGGAUCCCUGAGGGUGCGCUGGUUGCCGUGGUGGGUCAUGUGGGUUCAGGGAAGUCGUCUCUGCUCUCGGCCCUACUGGGAGAAAUGCACAAACAGGAGGGAUCUGUGUCCAUCAAGGGCUCGGUGGCGUACGUGCCCCAGCAGGCGUGGAUCCAGAACGCCACGCUGAGGGAGAACAUCAUAUUUGGGCAGGAGAGGAAGGAGAGCUGGUAUCAGAGGGUGCUGGAGGCGUGUGCUCUCCUACCAGACCUGGAGAUCCUGCCGGGAGGAGACGGCACCGAGAUCGGAGAGAAGGGUGUGAACCUGUCUGGUGGUCAGAAGCAGAGGGUGAGUUUAGCCCGCGCCGUUUACUGCAACUGCGCCGUCUACCUGCUGGACGACCCGCUGUCUGCUGUGGACGCCCACGUCGGAAAACACAUCUUUGAGAAGGUCAUCGGGCCUCAGGGUGUGCUGCAGGGACAGACGCGUGUGCUGGUGACCCAUGGGCUGAGCUUCCUGCCGCAGGCCGAUCUGAUCCUGGUGAUGGUGGACGGAGAGAUCACUGAGACCGGAUCGUACGCCGAACUGCUCGGGCGACAGGGAGCCUUCGCUGAAUUCCUGCGCACCUACGCCAACGCCGAGCAGGACGGAGAGCCUGAAGGGACAGGAGAGGAGGGAGGCGAGCAGGAGGAGGAGUGUGGGCAGUCUGAAGAUGCGGUGCCACGGAAAACUCUGGAGAACGGAGGACCAGCGGCUCUGCUGAGACAGAGCCAGAGCUCCUUAAACACAUCUGGAACAGCGAAGCCCCCACAGAAAACUGAGAGUAACGACACCAUCAAGAAGACCAAGUCUGCAGACGCUGCCAAACUGACCGAGGCAGACAAAGCCAACACAGGCAGGGUCAAAUUUUCAGUGUUCUGGGAGUACAUGAAGGCCAUCGGCUUGUUCCUGUCCUUCAUCAGCAUCAUCCUCUUCUUCUCUCACCAUGUGGCGUCACUGGGUUCAAAUUACUGGCUCAGCUUGUGGACGGACGACCCGGUCAUUAACGGCACUCAGCCCUCCAGACAGAUGCGACUCGGAGUUUACGGAGCUUUGGGCCUCUCACAAGGCGUUGCCGUCUUCUGCUACUCCAUCUCCGUCUCCAUCGGUGGAAUCCUGGCCUCGCGCUAUCUGCACGAGACGAUGCUCUAUAACGUCCUGCGGUCACCCAUGUCCUUCUUCGAGCGGACGCCUAGCGGUAACCUGGUCAACCGCUUCGCUAAAGAAAUGGACACCAUCGACUCAGUUAUUCCGAACAUCAUUAAGAUGUUUAUGGGCUCCAUGUUUAACGUUCUGGGCUCCUGUGCGGUCAUCCUCAUCGCCACUCCACUGGUGGCCAUCAUCAUCCCUCCUCUGGGGCUGUUCUACUUCUUUGUGCAGCGUUUCUACGUGGCGUCGUCGCGGCAGCUGAAGCGUCUGGAGUCCGUGAGCCGCUCUCCGGUUUACACACACUUUAAUGAGACGCUGCUGGGCACCAGCGUUAUCCGUGCGUUCGGGGAGCAGCGCCGCUUCAUCGGAGAGAGUGACUCUAGAGUGGACCACAACCAGAAGGCCUAUUACCCCAGCAUCGUCGCCAACAGGUGGUUGGCUGUGCGUUUGGAGUUUGUGGGAAACUGUAUCGUGACGUUCGCUGCACUGUUUGCUGUGAUGGCCAGAGACAGUCUGAGUCCAGGCCUUAUGGGACUGUCCAUCUCCUACGCCCUGCAGGUGACCGCGUCUCUGAACUGGCUGGUGCGGAUGUCCUCUGAGCUGGAGACCAACAUUGUGGCGGUGGAGAAAGUGAAGGAGUAUGGAGACACUGAGAAAGAGCUCCACUUACUAUAUAGGUACCCUGUUCUUCAGUGGUCAGGACCCCCGCGGACCCUCACAGAGCAGGCUGAAUGGAAGCUGGAGCAGACCUCUGUUCCUGCCGGCUGGCCCACUGCUGGACACAUCGAGAUCCAUGAAUUCGGCCUGCGGUACCGAGAGGACCUGGAGCUCGCCAUCCAUGACAUCACCGUCAACAUCCAGGGAGGAGAGAAGGUGGGAAUUGUGGGUAGAACCGGAGCGGGAAAGUCGUCUCUGACACUCGGCCUGUUCCGUAUCAUCGAGGCAUCGCAGGGGGAGAUCUGCAUCGACGGGGUGAACAUUGCUGAUAUGGGCCUGCAUGAACUCCGCUCACGCAUCACCAUCAUUCCACAGGACCCAGUGCUGUUCUCUGGUUCUCUGCGGAUGAACCUGGAUCCCUUCGAUCUUUACUCUGAUGAGGAAGUGUGGAGAGCUCUGGAACUCGCACAUCUCAAAAACUUUGUGUCCGGCCUGCCGGACAAGCUGAACCACGAGUGUUCAGAGGGAGGAGAGAACCUCAGUCUGGGGCAGAGGCAGCUGGUGUGCUUGGCUCGAGCUUUACUCCGUAAGACCAAGAUUUUGGUUCUGGACGAAGCGACGGCAGCUGUGGACCUGGAGACGGACAACCUGAUCCAGUCCACCAUCCGCACGCAGUUCGAGGACUGCACGGUUCUGACCAUCGCCCACCGCCUCAACACCAUCAUGGACUACACCAGGGUUCUGGUUCUAGAUAAAGGUCAGAUGGCAGAGUUUGAUUCUCCCUCCAGUCUCAUCGCCAAGAAAGGAAUCUUCUACAAGAUGGCCAAAGACUCCGGUUUGGUCUGAUCAGAAACGAGUGGACGCUGAAGAGCCUCAUUCUAGAACACAUGCUGUGGGUGGAGCCUGAGUGAUGGUAACCCCUGGCAACCUCUGACUGACAGCCCAGACCCCCUUUUUUUUUUCUUUUUUCCCCCUCAUUUCCCCGUGACUCCUCCCGCUGCUGCUGCUGCUGGAGUAGCUGUUACUGUAGCGUCUCUAUGAGUGAGAGCGACUCAGAGCCUCCGACGCUUCUGCCCUGCGCUUAAUGCCAACACCGCGUUUUAGUGAAACUCUGAGGGCAAGAAAAAGAGCUUGAUUUCUUAAUAGACACUUUCUGACGUGUGUUUGUUUUUCUUUAAAAGAUGCCUCACUGCGAGUGAACCACGAGUCAGACUCGACUGUCCUGCUGUGGUUUUAAAUAGGAGAUAGAGGCGAUUAUAACCGUGUGGUUUGACCAACAUGUUUGAGUUAGACGCAGAUAUUAAUCUCUCUCAUGGUGCAAUGUUAAUGAUGUUGGUGCCGUCAGCUCCUGCCCGCUGACCGCCGCGGCCCGCUGAACACAGCCGGCAGGGCCUGGAGCCGAGCCAAAGACGAUACUGACCCCGGGGCGGUUCUCUGAAGUGAAACAGAGAGUUUAAGAGUUCUCCAAAGAGUUGAUCUGAGAGACCUCAGACCAUCACCGCAGAGCUGCUGCUCUUCAACAGGACGGCUGGACUUCUAUUCACGCACAACUUCAGAUCUGUUUUGUUUACGUAUCUGAUGGCUUAGAUCUUUUCUUUGAAGUCUGAGCUCAGAGGGAGAUAAGAGAGGUACUAUUAAAAAUUCAGCUUAGAUUUAUUAUCAUUAUAUUAUGAUUUAUUAUCAGUAGUAUUAGUGUAUUUAUUUACUGUACUGGUACAUAAAGGGGAAAUCAUUCAACAGGCCAGAUUCUAUUAUUACUGUUUUUAUAUCUUUAUUAUUAUUAUUGUUCAGUAUUGUUAGUGGUGGUGUUGUUGUUGUUGUUGUUGUUAUUGUUGCUGUUAAUAAUUAUAAUAAU
Molecule: messenger RNA, 5763 nt
Organism: Colossoma macropomum (tambaqui)
Lineage: Eukaryota; Metazoa; Chordata; Actinopteri; Characiformes; Serrasalmidae
Gene: abcc1
Product: ATP-binding cassette, sub-family C (CFTR/MRP), member 1
Exons: 33
Coding region: 96-4754 (1552 amino acids)
Biological process (GO): glutathione transmembrane transport; xenobiotic transport
Cellular component (GO): basolateral plasma membrane
Molecular function (GO): ABC-type xenobiotic transporter activity; ATP binding; glutathione transmembrane transporter activity
Source: RefSeq, a predicted model, not a curated record